Gopherus evgoodei (Goodes thornscrub tortoise) is the source of this 3174-nucleotide messenger RNA. RefSeq names its product beta-1,3-galactosyltransferase 5 (gene B3GALT5). The record is from RefSeq and is a predicted model, not a curated record. Lineage: Eukaryota; Metazoa; Chordata; Testudines; Testudinidae. The transcript is spliced from 3 exons. Gene Ontology annotation, cellular component: membrane. The coding region runs from base 718 to 1692 and encodes 324 amino acids. Gene Ontology annotation, molecular function: N-acetyl-beta-D-glucosaminide beta-(1,3)-galactosyltransferase activity.
GAAAGGGUGUGGGCCAAGUUAUGUCAGUGAUAAUCUUAUGGGAGCAUUGGUAUGUGCCCCAUUACCCCCUUUCACUGUGUUGUGAUUUGUCAGUAACUUGGGGAAUGCUUCAAGACUGCCUCUUUGGCAGUGGAUGAUUUCUUUCCUGCUGUGAGACUCAAGGCAAUGUCACGUUCCAUUAUGAGAGUAGAGCCAGGGCUUUCUCCGUGCUCCUCAACAAAGGGCUAAUUCUGUUAGAACACAAUUUUCUUAGAUCUGCUAGGAUAUAUCUUCAUGAUUGUGAUUUAAGGUGUAUGUACCAGUAUUUUUUCACCCUCCUCCAAGUAUGAAAUAAGAACAUUUGCUUUCCUUUUCCUGCCAAUCACAUUGCAGUGGUAUUGUUAGUCUGUUACCUACCAGAGAGAGGGAAUGAGGCAGCAGAAGGGAGAGAAACACUCCCCUACACAGAGAUCAGGGUUCCAUUGCUGCAUUUAUAUUUUCUCCCACUCCCACUUCUAAAGGAGAUUAUAAUUUCUCAUCUUGUUUGGGAUCAUUUGCAUCAGGAUCACUCACCAGUGAAGACGUAAAAGACCUAAUCUGCUUCUUGUGACAGAGAUUUUAGCCCACUGCAGCUUUCAUACAAUCUGGCUAUAAAAGCAGAGGGUGCUGUGCAGAACAUGAGGAAAGAAUCUCUUGGUGGCUCUGCAGGGAUCCAGAGCUGAAAAUAACUGCUGGAGAAUGGCACUAUCUAAGAUGGCUUUGAAGAGAUUCAAAAUGAUUUUGUUUUUAAUUGUAGUAUUGGCCCCUGGCUGUUUGUAUUUAUUCAAGUCAAAUUUGAUUGCAAUCGGUAUAUUCUGUCAAAAGAAGGUUGAGGCCACAUCACUGACUUUUAUAACAGAAAGCAGAAACUUUUUGCAGUUGCCAGAUAUAGACUGCAGUAAGACUCCUACGUUUCUGGUGCUCCUUGUGACAUCAUCACAUGGCCAGAAUAAAGCUAGGAUGGCUAUCCGUCAAACAUGGGGGAAACACAGACUAGUUGCUGGCAACCGCAUCGUGACGUAUUUUCUUCUGGGAACCACCAUGAACCAAAAUGAUCAAACUGGUAUUAUUGCUGAAAGUCAGAAAUACAGAGACAUUAUCCAGAAGGAUUUUAUAGACACAUAUUACAAUUUGACUUUAAAGACAAUGAUGGGAAUUGAAUGGGUUCACAAAUUUUGUCAUCAAUCCAGGUUUGUGAUGAAAACUGACUCAGAUAUGUUUGUCAAUAUCUUUUACCUGACUGAACUUCUUUUAAGAAAAAACAGAAGCACUGGAUUCUUCACAGGCUUUUUAAAGAUGAAUGAGCUCCCUAUAAGAAAGAUAAAUAGUAAAUGGUAUGUGAGUAAAGAUGAAUAUCCAGGAAGCACGUAUCCUCCAUUUUGUUCGGGGACUGGUUAUGUUUUCUCCACUGAUGUUGCUAGUCAGAUUUAUAAUAUUUCAGAAAGUGUCCCUUUUAUUAAACUGGAGGAUGUUUUCAUAGGACUGUGUCUUGCUAAACUAAAAAUCAAUCUGGAGGAACUUCAUUCAGAACAGACAUUCUUCUCAGACAGGGUUGAGUUCUCUCUUUGUCUCUUCAAGAAAAUUGUGACAUGCCAUUAUGUGCAACCUUAUGAGCUGCUGAUCUACUGGAAUGCACUGGAGAGGUCAAUGGAUGAAAAAUGCCCAGAUGUUUGAAAUAGCUGAGCUAACGAAGUGACAAAAAAUAGCUACAGGACCAGCCUUUAGUAGGGUUACCACCUAGCCAGUAUUUGACUGGCCUGGCCAUUUUUUUAUGCAUUUGCCAGUUUUCAGAAAAAUAAUUUAAUCUGCCUUUUUUUUACAUGGGUCUAAAGAUUUGCAUUAUUAUCACCACAUUACACUGGGAUAUCUAACGUUAAAAGUUUCUGUGUCCAGCUAAAGAUGCUGCAGUGUUCCCACUUCCGCAGCUUAAGUAAGAAAAUGAUGUUAUCAAUCUUUUCUAUAUAUCUCAUCUCUCUAGAUACUAUAAGUGGCUAUUGGGGGCAGGAUUUGCAGAAUUGUCUUCUGGGGUGGGAGUGGUGCUGGGUUUUUUGCAUGUCAAAGAGGGUAACCCUAGCCUUUAGUCAGGCAAAACUUGGCCACUGAAGUUAGGCUGGGGACUUGUACAGUCAAAGAGACACUGAUAAAUAUUUUAAUCUCUUGCCCAUCUGCAAAUUUGCUGUUAUUUAUUUGCAAAGACUGGAUUUUCUUUCUGAGCACAAGCCAACAAAACUGCUUUGUCUCAGUACGAACACUUACAGUAAUGUCAACAGAAGGCUGGGAAUACUUACAUAUCAUUUGCUUCUCUCUAUCAUUUUCUCUGUUUCUCUAACAUUAAAAGUUUACAGUCCAAAGUCCAUUCCCUGACACAUUAUAACACGGUUAGGCCACACUCCUGUAAUGAGCUCUGUGUGAGUAGAGACGUGCACCUGCAUAAAAUCUUUUACACUGCUGAAGUUGAUGGGGCUUUGCACAGGUGUACAGAUCUACCUAUUCAGAGCCUGUUGCAGGAGCAGGGUCUUAAGUGCCAUAGGUUAACUUCUGAGCCUUUAAGAUCACAGCAUUAGUUUUCUAUUAUACAUUUUACAUUUAAAAUCAUGCAUACAGGGCUUAAUCGAGAGACCAAGAGAAAGAAAAAAUCAACAGUGCUGACAGAAUAUUGGAGUUGGUAAAUAAUGUAUUUCAACAUUCCAUAUUCCCCCUUCAGUACAAGGUGUAUUUUUGAAUUCAGAGGAAUUAGUAAAUACUGCAAAAUUCUAAACUCAAACAUCACAUUUCCCUUUAUGCUGGGAUUGUCAAAGGGGCUGAAGGGAAUGAGGUGCCGUCAUCAUGUUAAUGGAGUUUGGGCACUGACUCCAUUAGUCUCUUUUAAAAACCCCAGCCUCAAUUGUUAUACUUUAUACAAUUGAGUAAUUAUACUCAGGCCAUAUAUGUAAAUGCUGAAUGAACAAAAGGGCUAUUUGUAUAUAGUAUAUUUCAUGUAACAAAAUGUGAUUGUUUUAAAUAUGAGCCUAUUCUCCCCUUGAAUUUGCACAUGCAACUUUUUUAAGGCUGAUAAGAAAAGUAGAACAGUUUUUACAUUAUCUGCAUAGAACAUAUAAAUUUCAAAUUAACAAAAUGUAAUGUCUGGUACUAUUUUAAUAAAAGAUUAUUACAGCU